AUGAGCUCGUGGAUCCAUCCUGCUCGCCGGUGCUUCUCAACAGGCUCUCUCAAUUUACCGGCUCUCGAUGCCUGGAUAACGUCCCCGAAAUCCCUUGCACUCUCUGACACCUUUCACUCUACCCACCUUUCAGACCUCUACAUCACUCUGCCGACUCGCGACGGCACGCGCGGUCGCUCGUUUGCACCCCCCGUGGAGGACACACCUCUCGGAUACGGACACCACCUCGCCUUCUUCCACCCGCGCAAUCCCGAGGCGUUACUUCGCAAAGAUGGGACUGACGCAGACUUCUGUCCUCCUCAGCCAUUCACGCGCCGGAUGUGGGCGAGCGGUACCAUGACCUGGAACAAGGGUGGAGAGCUGAAGGUAGGAGAGAAAGCGACUGCAGUGUCUACUGUGGCCAAGGUCGAGAAGAAAGGAUUUGAGGCCGGGAAGCCGAUGGUGUUCGUCAAACAGAGAAUUGAGGUAACUGUGGAAGGACGCAACGAGCCUGGGGUGGUGGAGGAACGAGCACAUGUCUACCAACCUCAAGCAUCUAGUAUAACUAGUGCAGGGAGUCGCGUACCCCGCGAAGUGAAAGGUCUCCCCAAGUCUGAGUUUUCAUUCUCGUACACUCCUACCUUGACGACGUUAUUCCGCUUUUCCGCUCUCACAUUCAACGGACAUCAUAUACACCUAGACAAGGACUACGCGCAGAAAGCUGAGGGAUAUCCAGAAAGACUCGUACAUGGACCCCUGACGGCCCUUAUGCUUCUGGAGAGCCUUAUUUACCACCGCCCAAGUGCCCAGCUGCGCAACUUCACCUAUCGCGCGCACAAUCCCAUUUUUGUGAAUUGUGCUGCGACGAUACAUGGUGCUAUUGUGGCGAAGGACAAAGCGGAAUUAUGGUGCGAGAAUGACGAGGGGGUCGUUGGCAUGACUGGCGUAGUUCAGUUCGACGAAUAG
Molecule: messenger RNA, 945 nt
Organism: Suillus paluster
Lineage: Eukaryota; Fungi; Basidiomycota; Agaricomycetes; Boletales; Suillaceae
Exons: 3
Coding region: 1-945 (314 amino acids)
Cellular component (GO): mitochondrion
Molecular function (GO): (3R)-hydroxyacyl-[acyl-carrier-protein] dehydratase activity
Source: RefSeq, a predicted model, not a curated record